AUGGCUGAUGCGAGGCACAAGAGGGUUCUGGAGAACACUCAAUUUGCCCUCAUCGCCACCGUGCACAAGCUGUACUCGAUGGUCCGCAAUGGCCAACAAUGGGAUCUUGGCGAGCCUGACCUGAACGACCGUGGCCAACCCGUAAUCCACAACAUCGCCCAGAAGCUCGGCUGCAUACGACCCAACAGCGACAUUGACCUACCUGUCCACUCCGUCUUCCCAGAGGACGAGCAAGGCCUCUCCGAGCUCGCGCGCCAACUCGAGGAGCAACAACAGCACGAGAAGGCGGCGCACGGCGGCGAGCACGACGCAAGGACGGACCGCGCAAGCUCCUCCGACUUGGACCAUUCUGACUUUGAGGAUUACCGCAAGGUAGCGUUUGGUGGCGGUGGCCGCCAGGCAAGCAGCACCAUGACCCUUUCGCCGGCGAGUCUGACCUACGAUUCCUUUGACGGCUACUCGGCACAAUCCACAGACAGCCUCCCAAGCACGACAUCACCGGCGCAGCAUGUGCCUGCGUCCUUUGCGCCAUGGAUGCGGGCGCCAUCGAUGGGAUACGAUCAGCAGUUCAUACAGCCGACAGGGGCAUUCGCAGGCAUGGACAUGCUGAACCAGGGGCUACUGGAGUCGGAAUUCGGUACCAUCAAACCACAUGUCUUGUCAUGUCCCAACCCAGAAGUAAUGCUGGGUAUCGGCGACCCCAUGAUCUACUCUGGAUUCGAUCCCGAAGGCAUGCGACUAUGA
Messenger RNA from Diaporthe citri, 744 nucleotides. RefSeq lists its product as uncharacterized. The transcript is spliced from 2 exons. The record is from RefSeq and is a predicted model, not a curated record. NCBI's taxonomy places the organism in Eukaryota, Fungi, Ascomycota, Sordariomycetes, Diaporthales, Diaporthaceae. Bases 1 to 744 code for a protein of 247 amino acids.